Messenger RNA from Myotis daubentonii (Daubenton's bat), 5897 nucleotides. RefSeq names its product EYA transcriptional coactivator and phosphatase 4 (gene EYA4). Gene Ontology annotation, biological process: multicellular organism development; cell differentiation; positive regulation of DNA repair. The record is from RefSeq and is a predicted model, not a curated record. Lineage: Eukaryota; Metazoa; Chordata; Mammalia; Chiroptera; Vespertilionidae. Gene Ontology annotation, cellular component: nucleus. Gene Ontology annotation, molecular function: protein tyrosine phosphatase activity.
CGCCCAGGGUCCCGAGCGGUUCCCACGCAGGACCGCAAACGAUGACAACAGGCAAUCGUCACCCGAGAUCGAAUAAAAAAGAGGCAGUUCUCCUCGCACCGCUGGCCCGCGCAGCCUGCCUCCGGGCCUCCUGCAGCCUCCAGUGGCCACGGGCACGGGCGGCGGAGUCCCCCGCCCCCCACCCCGCGCGCAAGUGCGAGGCCGCCCGCAGCACGGCGCACGCUCCGCCGCGCUCGGCUUCCGCGCAAAACUUCGAGUCUGUCCACGUGAAGUUGUCGCUCCCCUUUCAGAGGGGGACAGAGCUUUGGGAAACGCUGGGGAGCGACGGCUGCGGUGGCUGGGCGCGCCUGGUCUCUUUCUUUUCUUCUACUUUUCCCCUCCUCGUCGUCAGUCCAGAGUUUUGGCUCCUCUCCUUCCCCCCUCCCCCUCAGAGCCGGCUGGUCCCCCGCCCCGUCUCUCCCCCACUUGUGUACGCUAUUUGUUGGAGGGGGGUGACCGAAGGGGAUGUCCUGUUUUCAGCAGAGGCACAGCGCGAAGGGGAAACUUCGACAUUGGAAAGAACGACAAUAAAUACCUAAAUACGGACCCACGGAUCCGCCGCUGGGACAGACACUUGAACUUCAGGAUCCCGAGGCGAUCAGGGCGGCAGGAGAUAGUCCAUUUUUAAUCGAAGGAGGCUGCUUCUACUUGGGGUGGCAGGAGACGUGAGAAAACCCCAUGGAAGACUCCCAGGACUUAAAUGAACAAUCAGUAAGUCUUAAUUCAAUCUCAAGUUUGCUGAAGAAAGUUGAGGUAAAGAAAACCUGCACAGAAUCAGAUGUUUCAGAACCUCAGAAUUCCAGGUCUAUGGAAAUGCAGGACCUAGCAAGUCCUCAUCCUCUUGUUGGAGGUGGUGAUGCCCCUGGUAGCUCCAAACUGGAGAAAGCGAAUCUCAGUAGCACAUCAGUCACCACAAAUGGGACAGGAGUGUCUCUCCUUGCAGUCAAAACAGAGCCUUUGAACAGCAGUGAAACCACAACCACGACUGGAGAUGGAGCGCUUGACACUUUUACUGGGUCAGUAAUAACAAGUAGUGGCUACAGUCCCAGAUCAGCACAUCAAUAUUCCCCACAGCUCUAUCCUUCCAAGCCCUAUCCACACAUUCUUUCUACACCAGCAGCUCAAACAAUGUCUGCCUAUGCAGGCCAGACUCAGUAUUCGGGAAUGCAGCAGCCAGCGGUCUACACAGCCUACUCACAGACAGGACAGCCCUACAGCCUGCCCACUUACGAUUUGGGUGUGAUGUUGCCAGGCAUCAAGACAGAGAGUGGACUUCCCCAAACUCAGUCUCCGUUACAGAGCGGGUGCCUCAGUUACAGCCCAGGGUUCUCCACCCCACAGCCAGGCCAGACUCCUUAUUCUUACCAGAUGCCAGGUUCUGGAUUUGCACCAUCAUCUACUAUUUAUGCAAAUAAUUCAGUUUCCAAUUCAACAAAUUUCAGCGGAUCACAACAGGAUUAUCCAUCCUACACAGCCUUUGGCCAAAACCAGUAUGCACAGUAUUACUCCGCAUCAACGUAUGGAGCAUAUAUGACAUCAAAUAACACAGCUGAUGGCACAUCGUCGUCAACCUCAACCUAUCAGUUGCAGGAAUCUCUCCCAGGACUGACUAGCCAACCAGGUACAGAUCUUCAUCCAGGAGAGUUUGAUACCGUGCAGAGCCCCUCCACACCCAUUAAAGAUCUUGAUGAGAGAACAUGUAGGAGUUCUGGGUCAAAGUCCCGAGGAAGAGGCCGGAAAAAUAACCCCUCCCCACCUCCCGACAGUGACUUGGAGCGUGUGUUUGUCUGGGACUUGGAUGAAACCAUCAUUGUUUUUCAUUCACUGCUCACAGGUUCUUAUGCCCAGAAGUACGGCAAGGAUCCUCCCAUGGCUGUAACCCUUGGACUCCGAAUGGAGGAAAUGAUUUUUAAUCUUGCUGAUACACAUUUAUUUUUUAAUGAUUUAGAGGAGUGUGAUCAAGUUCAUAUAGAUGAUGUCUCCUCUGAUGAUAAUGGGCAGGACCUAAGUACCUACAGUUUUGCAACUGAUGGCUUCCAUGCAGCUGCAAGUAGUGCAAACCUUUGUUUGCCAACAGGUGUAAGAGGAGGGGUUGACUGGAUGAGGAAGUUGGCUUUUCGUUACAGAAGAGUAAAAGAAUUAUACAACACCUACAAGAACAAUGUCGGAGGACUGCUUGGCCCUGCCAAGAGAGACGCGUGGCUGCAGCUGAGGGCCGAGAUUGAAGGUUUGACAGACUCCUGGCUAACAAAUGCACUUAAGUCUUUAUCAAUUAUUAGUACUAGGAGUAACUGCGUAAAUGUCUUGGUAACGACAACCCAACUGAUCCCAGCACUUGCGAAGGUUCUACUCUAUAGUUUAGGAGGUGCUUUCCCCAUUGAGAAUAUUUACAGUGCAACUAAAAUAGGCAAGGAAAGCUGUUUUGAGCGUAUAGUGUCCAGAUUUGGCACUAACAUAACUUAUGUUGUGAUUGGAGAUGGCCGAGAUGAGGAGCAUGCCGCUAACCAGCACAACAUGCCCUUUUGGAGGAUAUCAAGUCACUCAGACCUCUUGGCUCUACAUCAAGCACUGGAAUUAGAGUAUUUGUAACUGUGUUCUCUAGCUGGAGAUCCAUUUUUAUAUAUAUUUCAAGUACACUGAAUUGUAUGUGUGAUUCAAUGCCUCUGGCUUUACACAUAUAAAUUGUCUUAAAGGAUGAAAUCAUAUUUGGAAUGAAAAUUCCAGAAUGAAGAAUUCAGAUUGCUGAACGGGAUUAAACUUUAGUGCUACAGAAAGGAAGCUCUAUGGUCUUAUAUUUACAACAUGUUAAUGGUUUAACACAACAAAACAAAAAAUAUCUGUGGAGGUUGCUGGUACACCGAAUGAGUCCUAACUGGAAUUAACAGUUUUAGCAAAGAGCUCUUCCCCUGGCAAAGCACCGACACGUGCUCCGUCUGACAAGGUGGUGUUCAACAACAUUCCUCACAACUGGAGAUCUUCUCAGCCCUGAGGUUUGAAUCUGACUUUAGCCUACCUAACCCAGAAAAUCUGAAUUGGAAUGCACUCAGACUGUAUAAGGACAAUCCUAUCUAGACCUGUAAUUUGUGUAAAUUAUUGAUGAAGAUAAUUUACUGUGACUUUAUUAGCAGCUGACUUUGAAAGUGGAUGCAAUUUUUCUUUCAUUUGUUUGGGAGGGAAGCGGGAGGGGAAAUGGGAACCUAAUAUUGUCUCUUUUUUUAAGUUUGGCAAACAGAAUGUUCAUACUGAUGUGUUGUGCCUUAAAGAUAAGACAGCAUCUGUGUGUUACGAUGUAACUUUGGUUAAAAAAAUCUCUGUAGAUACUGACAAAACAAACCUUUGUGAUCAUUCUUAACAUGACCAAAUUUAAAAUUCAAGCUAUUAAAGCUUAAUACUGCAUCAGCAAGAAACUGAAUAUCUGUUGCAAUAAGAAAACAAUACUAAUAAAACAAAGCUUGUGUUUUAUUUGGGUUCUUAGUAAUUCCAGUAAUUGUAUGAGGCAACUAUUUGUGCAUCCAACCAUAAGCAGAAGGUUUAGGAAAGACUGUGGGACCUUUACUUAGGAAGUGAAGUGUACGUUGAAGUCCUGAGUACCCUUUCUACAGUUUUAUUGGGGAAAAUUAAGAGCCAUAUUCAUGAUGACUUGCACUGUUUUGAUUGUGACUUUUUUAUAAGUGUAAGUUGUGUAGAGGAAAAUAUUCUCGUAAAAAUUAUAAGCAAGUAUCACAUAAACUUUCUUAGAAUAUGCCACGAACAUGGCUUAAAAUUCACAUUGAGUAAACAAGGCUUGAAAUAAAGCUAAGUGUAUUUAUUCCCAAUGCCAUUGCAAAAAUGAAAUGUCACCAGUAGUGGGAGGUGGAUGCCCCAGAUGGUUUCUAAGGGAAAAAGUGAAUCAAUGAAAAUUUUACCUAGAAUAUCGUCAUAAAAUAAAUUAGCAAGUGAGCCGGAUCUUGGCAGCAUUACUAACAUUACAACAGUGAAAUAGUACCUGGUUCUCUGUCUUUACACAUCAAUCAAGUUUUUCUCCAUUACAGACCUACAUACCUUAGUUUCUGCCUGCACUGUUACUGCAAAAUGGACUGCAUUCAUUGCACAGAGAACCUGUCAUUGUUGUGUUUGCAUGUUUUGUGUUUUUGUUGUUGGUGCGUAGCCCAUGUUAGGAACACGGUACAGGUUCUCUUAUCAUUUUGUGUGACAUGAUUUCCCUUGUGGAAAUUUAAGACUUCAAGAUCUAGGUGUGUUUUCAUGACGUCGGCACCUGCAGUUCUGUGUUUAAGUGUCAUACUGUGGAACUGGGGUCAGCUACCAGGCAGCGCCCUAGCCAGACGCUGAUUGGGAUAGUUCACCGUCGGAGGCUCCAGUGGCUCCCAUAAGGUCAGUGCUCUGCACACUGAUCACAACAUUCACUGUGCAAAUGUGAUUUUCUUUUCCAGGCUAUGAACCUGUAUUUCUUUACUGAAUUCAAAGGCCAUGUUUAUGUUGGGCAGAAAGAAAUUAAGUUCCAAUUUUAUAUAAGCUUGUGAUUUCAUCACUCAGAACUUAUACUUACUCUUUAAAUUGUGUAGCUUUUGGCUACCUCUGCCCUAAGUACAGUUGCAGACAAAUUAAGGUUGGAAUGCUUUUAAUAAUGAUAAUAAUAAUAAUAAUAAUUAAUUCUUAAUUUUUGUUAGCCUAUAGCUUGAAAAUAACAGUUUAACAAAUUAAAGAGCUGCAUUGAUUAUCAAUAAUUAUAUUUUGUGCACUAAAACCGUAAAUAUUUAUUACUGUGAAUAAAACGAAAGUAUCUUAAUGGUAUAGCCAGUUUCUUUAAAUGACAGAAUGUUGGCAUUACAUCUAAAUUUUUAAUUCUUCCUCAUAUCAAACAAGCAAGGCUUCUUAUGCUGCUAAACCUGCAGGUGCAGAGAGGGCAAAGAGAGGGGUCGCUGCUUGCACCACCCAGUGCUAUUUCCCACACAAAUCUUCUCUGAUUAUGUGUUCAGAGAGGCUGCCAGCAUAAAACCUAAAUGCUGGGUUAAAGAGAAGAGCUUGUCUGGCACCAUGGAGCAGGCCAGUGAGCCGACGUCACAACUUGUCAUAGGACUUUGAGCAUGCUCAGAUUAGAACCCUUCCCUUCCCGCUUUAGUUACAGAAGAGCCUCAUCCUUUCUAAUCCGAAAAAAAUAAUAAUAAUAAUAAUCAACCAACAAAAAACCAGCCCCUUUGGCAAUAUCCACACUGUAUUUACCUAUAGAAUAUUGUGCCUUUUUGUAAGCCAGUUUGAAAAAUAUUCUGCCACACACAAAAAAAAAUUUGGGCUACUUUAUAUACAAAUGUGGCAUAUGACUAGGAAAGGUAACCAUCUUGUGUUACACCUGAAAUACCAAGAUAGAUGGCCUGGGUAUAAUAUUACAGCAUACAAGAUUAAGUCACUAUACCCCUCAAAGGUUUGUAAAUCAAAAUCAGAGGCAAAAAAAAAAAUAGAAUCAUGCAGUUUGUGCACAGUAGAUAAUAACUUUCUAAAUUUUUUUCUUCAUUUUUUGAUGAGCUAAGAUGCAAAAUAGUGUCAACAGCAUGCUCCAGUAUGAAUUAUUUUAAAGCUCAUUUGUUUUUGACAAGCCUGUAUUCUCAGUGAAUAUGGCAUUUAGUAUUUCUUUUAAAAACACACUUAAGCAUCAUGAGCCAAAGUUGCAUUUUGACUCCCUACUAUGGUAGCAUUAUGGAGAUCUCACAGUCAAAGGCAAGGGUUUCUGUUAUGUAUUAGUAAUGUAUUGAUUAUGGGGGCCUACAUAAUUUAAAGAAAUGUAAAUUAAUAUUGAAAGCUUGUAAAAAUAUGUACAUCUUUACUAUUUCUCAAUAAAUACCUUUGGAAAUGUUUUCAUUUUC